Messenger RNA from Gadus chalcogrammus (walleye pollock), 1794 nucleotides. Its product is annotated as C-X-C chemokine receptor type 4-like. The transcript has 2 exons. Bases 80 to 1231 code for a protein of 383 amino acids. NCBI's taxonomy places the organism in Eukaryota, Metazoa, Chordata, Actinopteri, Gadiformes, Gadidae. Gene Ontology annotation, cellular component: membrane. Gene Ontology annotation, biological process: G protein-coupled receptor signaling pathway; brain development; neurogenesis. Gene Ontology annotation, molecular function: G protein-coupled receptor activity. The record is from RefSeq and is a predicted model, not a curated record.
ACUGCUCACAGUCACACACCUAUUGCUCUCAGCCCUGCUCACGUGUGGGCCAGGUUACCAAAAAACACAUUGGAAGAUUAUGGACUUUAACACAAUGGAAUACGGAAUGGAAUACGAUGGGCAUUUGGUGUUGAAUAACACCUCGGAAGAGUCGGGGGACUCGGACAUUGAAAUGGACGGCUUUAUGUUGCCGUGUGUCAGGGAGCUCAGCAACAACUUCCACCGAAUAUUCAUCCCCAUCGUAUAUGGGAUUAUAUUCUUCCUGGGGGUCGUUGGCAACGGACUGGUCGUGCUCGUCAUGGGCUACCAAAAAAAGAUAAAAACGAUGACGGACAAAUACCGUCUUCACCUCUCCGUGGCCGAUCUGCUGCUGGUCCUCACGCUGCCCUUCUGGGCCGUGGACGCGGCCAGCACCUGGUACUUCGGCAAGUUCCUCUGCGUCUCCGUCCACGUGAUCUACACACUCAACGUGUACAGCAGCGUGCUGAUCCUGGCCUUCAUCAGCCUGGACAGGUACCUGGCCGUGGUGCGCGCCACCAACAGCCAGGCCAUGAGAAAACUGCUGGCCGACAAGGUGAUCUACGUGGGGGUCUGGCUCCCGGCCCUACUGCUCACCGUGCCCGACCUGGUGUUCGCCCAGGUGCGGGAGAGCGUAGACAGCGGCAUGCAGUUCAACAACGGAGCAGACACCAGGGAGGCGAUGGACUCCAGGAUGAUCUGCGAGCGCAUUUAUCCCCAGGGGUCCGGCAUCAUCUGGAUGGCCGUGUUCCGCUUUCAGCACAUCCUGGUGGGCUUCGUGCUGCCGGGUCUGGUCAUCUUCACCUGCUACUGCAUUAUCAUCAUGAAGUUGUCCCAGGGAUCCAAGGGGCAGGUGCUGAAGAGGAAAGCCCUGAAGACCACCGUCAUCCUGAUCCUGUGCUUCUUCUGCUGCUGGCUGCCCUACUGCUUGGGUAUCUUCGUGGACACCCUGAUCCAGCUGGACGUGCUGUCCUCCGGCUGUAUUCUGGACCACUGGGUGCAGAAUUGGAUGUCCAUCACAGAGGCACUUGCCUACUUCCACUGCUGCCUGAACCCCAUCCUGUACGCCUUCCUGGGGGUGAAGUUCAAGAAGUCUGCGAAGAACGCACUGACAAACGGCAGUAAGUCCAGUCAGAAGAACCUCAUGACUAAGAAGAGGGGACCCAUCUCUUCGGUGUCCGAGUCGGAGUCUUCGAGUGUUCUGUCCAGUUAAUAAACAUUCUUUAGUACAAGUACCUGUACUUGUUACUCUCAGGAGACGUACCAAAAAACUAAGCUUGUAUAUCAACGGACUAACUAGGAGUUGUAUAUGUUUGUAAAAAAAACUUGUUUAUUCUUUACUGAAAUACUGUAGCUAUUCUUGUCUCUUACGAGGUUGUUGUUUUUUUACUUUCUUUACUUUUUUUUUAUCAUCGGGCAGUGCCUGAUUCGUUCCAUUUGUCAUGUCUCUUGAUUUGCGAAAGCUGACUUUUCCAGCUGUUUUUGUAUUUUUCUUAAAUACCUCUAAUAGGGGAAGCAUUCAAACCCCGUUUGUGGUUGUUCUUGGAGUGGUUGAUGCUUAAAAAAUGUGUGUAAAUUGUGUAAAUAUAUCUGAGCAUUUGUGUGUUUGCACUUAAGAUUUGUGUUGUUAUCUAAAAGCUAUUAUUUAUUUCGGUCGCUCACACUGGAAAAAUAUGCCUGCUGCUUAUUUUUUAUCUGUACCAAAAGCCAAACGUCAUUUCAAAUUGUGUGUUUGUUGGGUUGUUUUUACAAUAAAAUAUCCUCCCGCCCCUAUAA